UGAUAAGACAGCCAGUUGCCUCACACCGGUGGCGGCGGCCGCACCAUGACGAGCCAGGAGUUCCCUGUGACCUUCGACGGUGUUCAAUAUGACCUGCAACGGUUUUUGCGGGACCACCCCGGGGGUGUUAACACGCUUAAGCAUUACAAAGGGAAGUCGAUAGUGAGUGCUAUGCAGAAGUUCGAGCACAGUGCGAGUGCGUACCACAUGCUGAGUGACUUCAGGGUGGACAGCAGUGUGCGUGGAGUGAGUGCGAAUGGCAGGAUCAUCACGAGCGAGGAACAAGGGAGAGAUGUUAAGGAGAUCGCGUUUUUGGAAGAGCUUGAGGGCAAACUCGACUGGUCCAAGCCCAUCCUGGGCCAGCUCCACCUGGUGGCCGCCCACUACGACCGCUGGGUGAACAGUGCCGUCUACCGCCCCUGUCGUCUCUUCGCCAGCCCGCUGCUGGAAGCGCUCACCUACACGCCCUGGUACCUCGUGCCGCUGGUGUGGGUGCCUGUCAUACUUUACUUGGGGUGCACGGAGUUUGUAAAGCAUGUUUUUAGUGAAGACCCCACUCUCCGCAUAUCGCCGCUGCAAUACCUGUGGCACGUGGCGCUGGGGGUGGCCAUCUGGUCCGCCGUGGAGUACAGCCUGCACCGGUGGGUGUUCCACCUGGACCCGGGCCGCUCGGUGGCACUCAUCAAGCUGCACUUCAUCAUACAUGGACUGCAUCAUAAGGUUCCAUUCGACGACUACCGGCAGGUGUUCCCGCCGGUGCCGGCGGCCGCGCUGGCCUACGGGUUCUACCUCUUCUUCAGCUGUAUCUUCUCAUACCCUCUGAUCAAGAUGACCGGCGGACUCAUAGGUUACCUGACCUACGAUAUGAUCCACUGCUACGUGCACCGGGGGUCUCCGAAGGCUGGCAGCUACCUGUAUUCCAUGAAGCGAUACCACUCGAAUCAUCACUUCGUAAAUCAUGACAAAGCAUUUGGGAUCAGCAGCAAGGUGUGGGAUUUGGUGUUCAGGACAAUAGUUCAAGUGAGGAAGUUGAACUUUAACCUGCAAUGGUGCCAUGACAUGACGUAAAUGGUAGAUAGUUACCGUUCCUGCAGUAAUAUAGGGGCACAACUCAAAAAAAUAGAGACUUGGUGUUAUUAUGAUAAACGGUGACAAACUCUAUACCACACUAGAGCUUCGAUCACAAAAAAACUCCAAAGCUUUUUAUUCUACAUAUAUUACUUCGGGUGCGUUGUGUUCUAUUUACAUACCUGCUAUUGAUUGUUAAUUAUUUAUUAGUGUAUGUGUAAAAUAGUGAAAUGUGAAGCAUUUAUUUUUGUAAGUACUAAGUAAUUAAGUACCUAAGAUAGUUUGUUACAAGAAACGAAAAGAUUCUGUAAAUAUAUAUUUUGUACGUAGAA
Messenger RNA from Plutella xylostella (diamondback moth), 1400 nucleotides. It is a transcript of the gene Fa2h, whose product is annotated as Fatty acid 2-hydroxylase. Gene Ontology annotation, molecular function: fatty acid 2-hydroxylase activity; heme binding; iron ion binding. Lineage: Eukaryota; Metazoa; Arthropoda; Insecta; Lepidoptera; Plutellidae. Gene Ontology annotation, biological process: lipid biosynthetic process; fatty acid metabolic process. The record is from RefSeq and is a predicted model, not a curated record. Gene Ontology annotation, cellular component: membrane; endoplasmic reticulum.